AUGCCCACUUUUGCACCUAGCUCCUGGUCAUUAUUCUCAGUAGACCUAGCAGAAGAUGCCAAUGAACUUGAGGGAGAGGAGGCUGAAGUAGAGUUGGUAGCGGAGGAUGGACUAGGUGACGAGGGACUUGAACCCGAAGAGGACGGCCCAGAGCUGCUGCCUGAGGAGUGCGACCCGGAGCUUCUACCGUCGAAAUUCGGGCCGGAGGAGCCACCACCGGUGGAAGAUGACGACGAUGUUCAGCGGCGGACCUAA
Messenger RNA from Linum trigynum, 255 nucleotides. The record is from the annotation of a GenBank genome assembly. NCBI's taxonomy places the organism in Eukaryota, Viridiplantae, Streptophyta, Magnoliopsida, Malpighiales, Linaceae.